Molecule: messenger RNA, 806 nt
Organism: Lathyrus oleraceus (garden pea)
Lineage: Eukaryota; Viridiplantae; Streptophyta; Magnoliopsida; Fabales; Fabaceae
Exons: 5
Coding region: 156-542 (128 amino acids)
Biological process (GO): ribosome biogenesis
Cellular component (GO): ribonucleoprotein complex; nucleolus
Molecular function (GO): RNA binding
Source: RefSeq, a predicted model, not a curated record
UACAUAUACAUUAAUAUUAAUUAAUAAUAAAAAUUGUUAUUAUAUAUAAAGUCCUCGUUUCUAUAACGGCUCUGUAGACUCUGUUCAGUCCUCAUUCUACCCAAACCAUAAACCCUAGCCGUCUUCCAUCGUCUUCGUUCAUUCCUCAAUCAACAAUGACAGGAGAUGCAGUAAACCCUAAAGCGUACCCUUUGGCUGAUGCUCAGCUUACAAUAACGAUUAUGGAUCUUGUUCAACAAGCUGCAAACUACAAGCAACUCAAGAAGGGGGCAAAUGAAGCGACGAAGACCUUGAAUAGAGGUAUUUCUGAGUUUGUUGUUAUGGCUGCUGAUGCUGAGCCUCUUGAGAUUCUUCUCCAUCUUCCUCUUCUUGCCGAGGAUAAGAAUGUUCCCUACGUGUUUGUCACAUCAAAACAAGCACUUGGGCGUGCUUGUGGAGUAACCCGACCAGUGAUUGCUUGUUCUGUUACCACUAAUGAAGGAAGUCAAUUGAAAUCCCAAAUUCAGCAACUCAAGGAUGCUAUUGAGAAGUUGCUAAUCUGAAAACUUCCGAUUCCGAAUGAUGGUAUGAUGGGCUUCUUGAGUUGUGCUGAAAGCGCCUUCAGAGGCUUUGACUGGACGACUUGUUGUGCUAUCCUAUAUACUAUGUUAACCUAUUUUAAUUUUUCUUUCUACUGCAAAAGGUUGUUUUUGUAAGGUAUUUUGGUUCUAGUAUGAGUUAUGUUUUGAACUGGUUUUAUGAAAAUUGCUUAGUGAUCCUUGGAUGAGUAGAAUUUUCAGUUUAAUAUCAAAAAUGGGUUUUGUGCA